UUUCAACCUCAAUUGGGCGCUCGAACACAUGUGUAACCGACGAGACGAAACCCUGAGCCCGGAGACGGCACCACGCUUAUAGCACGACCCAGGGGCGGUAAACAGUCAAUUGCGCCCUUUCCCAUUUCCAGCGCCGGCUCCCGCUCCGACCUCCGGUCUCCCACGAUCCGGGAGAGGCGCAUCGCAUACAAAAGGACAAGCCAAAGGCUGCAGCAAGACCAGCCAUGGGGAAACUCCCCGCCACCAUCCUCCGCCGACCCUCCCUGGCAGGAACAGGAAGCUACCUUUCCUCCACGACGACGACGACGACCUCCUCCUCCUCCGACACAAUCCUCGCCUCACCACCAUCACAAUGCACAAGACCACGGUUUAGCCAAGUCGGCAACCAAGUGCGGCACGCGACCUUUGUGCCGCGGCCCCGGCGGCCCUACACCUUCACGCAGCUGGUGCAGCUCUCGGACGGGUCGACCUUCACGGUGCGAACGACGUCGCCGCUGGCACUGUACAAGUCGGCCAAGGACUCGCGCAACCACAUCCUGUGGCAGCCGUCGGAGAAGUCGCUCCGGAACGUCGAGGUGGACGAGGCCGGCAAGCUGGCCGCCUUCCGCGAGCGGUACGGUAACGCGUGGGACUUGGACGUUGUGAAGCCAGACGAGACUGGUGCUCCUGCUGCUGCUCCUACUGCUGCUGCUGCUCCACCCGCCGCGGCACCGGGGGCGCCUGCGGAUCAGAAGGCUGCUGGGCAAGAGGAGAAGACGGCGCAGGAAGCCAAGCCAAAAGCGGCAAAGCCACCGGCAGAGGCGGAGGCGGCACCGGCGCCGGCGGAAGACCAGUUUGAUUCUCUUGUGGACCUCAUCAGCGCGUACGCAACGGAGGACAAGAACGUCAAGGGCGGGUUGAGCGCCAAGGACCAGGCGAAGAAGGAUAAGAGCGGCAAGAAGAAAUAGAGAAGCACACGGGGAUAGAGGGGAUGUUGGGAAACGUGUAACAUAGAAAACCGAUCUUGUAUUUUCGAUGGGCCCGCCAGUCCUGCCAGUUGCCGGCAUACCUGUCUGUAUAGAGACGGAUUGGGUGAACCAGAAGAAGGCUACCGCAGCAGCAUGCGGAUACGGCUAUGUAUAAUACAAUGGCAACACG
This is a messenger RNA of Chaetomium strumarium, 1137 nucleotides long. RefSeq lists its product as uncharacterized. Gene Ontology annotation, biological process: mitochondrial translation. Gene Ontology annotation, cellular component: mitochondrial large ribosomal subunit. The transcript has a single exon. Gene Ontology annotation, molecular function: structural constituent of ribosome. NCBI's taxonomy places the organism in Eukaryota, Fungi, Ascomycota, Sordariomycetes, Sordariales, Chaetomiaceae. Bases 225 to 947 code for a protein of 240 amino acids. The record is from RefSeq and is a predicted model, not a curated record.